Messenger RNA from Caenorhabditis auriculariae, 882 nucleotides. The record is from the annotation of a GenBank genome assembly. Lineage: Eukaryota; Metazoa; Nematoda; Chromadorea; Rhabditida; Rhabditidae.
AUGGUUCGGCAAUUUGUUUCCGUAAGUUAAACUUUAAUUUUUCUUCUUCUAUUAUUUAUACUAUAUAUUAUAUGAACAUUUAACUUUAGAGACAAGCUCGCCGAUUUCAACGAAAGUUGCAUGAUAUCCGCCUUUAUAUCAAUGACAGGUGAGAAUAUGAUUUCUAAUUACUUUUUAAUUUUCAUUUUAUUAUAUUAUUUAAUUAUAUAUCUUAGAUACGGUGCAAUGGAUAUGGACACAUGGGAGGUCAUCAGGAACACUCUUUUGCAAAACGUCGAGGAAAUCAAUGUUUUGCUGCAGCGACAAUCAGGCAUGCAAAACCUCUAAGCUUUUUUUGCUUUUUCUUUUUAUAACAACUUUAAAGACAAUGUUCUUAUUUGAUAAAUUUAAAAUUUUUUUCCUGGAAUCAUCAAAAAGAUUUUUGUAUUUAGUUCGGGGUCACCGCGAUCCAACAAUUCUUACUCCCGAAGUUCACCAAGUAUGUUUCUUUUUUUAUUAUUCCGUUAACAAUAAAUUAUAAUAAUCUACUAAUAUAUACGAAAAUGUAUACAUAAUCAUUUAAUAUCUAAACAUUGUGUUUAGCGUUCCUCGAAAGACGCCAUCGUGUUGAGACUGCAAAGACAGAUCGACGCUGUUUCAGUUCUCGCUGACGUCACUCAUCUCGGUAUUUUUUAAAUAUAUUUUUAGAAUGUUUUUAUAUUUUCCAUUUUGAUUAAUGACUUUAAUUAUUUAAUUAUGAAUGAUUAGUUUUGUUUUAUAGGUCCAGAGGCAAACGAGGAUGAAGCUGCAACGUUAAUGCGCGUAGACCAAAUUCUGGAUAAUCUUUUUGAAGUAAUUACGCCGGAAACUUCGCUUCGCGGUUCUGACACGGUCUCUAAUUAA